AUGGGGACGCAUAUCCUAAGAGGUCUGCUCCAAGAUCAGGCCACGCAGAAGGAAGCCCAGCUCAUCAGCGCGGGCGACUGCCAGCGCUUGGCGGGCGUGUCCAUCGGCGGGUGGGUCAUCGUGUCGCUGUUGUGCGGCGCAGCGCUCGGCGUGGCGGCCACCCUCUUGUUCCAGUGCCUCCGGCGGCGGAGGGACGCGCGCUACAUGAGGGAGGCCGAUGCAGCGGACGCCGCCGAGCGCUCGCUGCCCGGCCCCGGCAAGGCGCACCGCACCAGCAGCCCGCAGCUGCGGCAGAAGCUGCCCGUGUCGCGGUCCUCCAGGUCUGCCGCGCUGGGCCUGGGCCCGCUGACCGCCAGCGUGCACGCGGCGCCUAGCAAGAGCGGGCUGCCCGCGGCCACUGCGCGCGCGGCCCGAGAGAGCGCGGCGGGCGGCGUCGGCAGCAGGCAGCAGGAUGGGGUUGGCGCCGGCGACACGCGGGUGGCGGAUCAGCAGGCGUCCCAGCAAAUGGAGCUGCGCGGCAGCAGCCACGCCACGGGCGAGCGCCACUCAGAUGCCAUCCGGCAGUUUGUGUCCACCUCCUACGUGGGCCAGGUGGCGAUGGGGCCUGGGGCCGGCUCCCUGGUCUCAUCCCACAGCGGAAUGGCUGGCCCGCUGCCCGCCAUCGCCCCGUCCCCAGAGCUUCCACGCGCACCAGCCCAGCAACCCGUGGCGCCCUCGGAGCAGCCACAGCAGCCGCAGCAGCCGCAGCACGCCGCCGUCGCGGCUGGGCUGGCGGGGUCGGUGGCUGACACCCCGGCGCAGGUGGCGCUGGUGCAGCACGACGUGGAUGACUCAUACGAAUUGGAGGAGCUGGACGCCGACUGGAAGGCGCUGCUGAGCGACGUGGAUAGCCGGCUGGGCACAGCGGGCGCACCCCCAAUGGACGCGCGGGAGCGGGCUGUGGCGAUCAAGAAGCUGCUCGUGGCCACCGCCACGCGGGGGGUCGACUUUGCUAUGGGCGCCACUAUCGAGGAGGUGCUGCGAUUCAGGAACUUCCAUGCCGGCAAGCGCGAUUGA
Messenger RNA from Monoraphidium neglectum, 1056 nucleotides. RefSeq lists its product as hypothetical. The transcript has 7 exons. Lineage: Eukaryota; Viridiplantae; Chlorophyta; Chlorophyceae; Sphaeropleales; Selenastraceae. The record is from RefSeq and is a predicted model, not a curated record. The coding region runs from base 1 to 1056 and encodes 351 amino acids.